Molecule: messenger RNA, 1406 nt
Organism: Malus domestica (apple)
Lineage: Eukaryota; Viridiplantae; Streptophyta; Magnoliopsida; Rosales; Rosaceae
Product: non-specific lipid-transfer protein 3-like
Biological process (GO): lipid transport
Cellular component (GO): membrane
Molecular function (GO): lipid binding
Source: RefSeq, a predicted model, not a curated record
CUUCGUCAACAGUUUCAAGAGAUUAGUGUACUCUUAUUUACGACGUUGUUAUGGCUAGCUCUGGACAGCUCCUUAAGCUUGCAUGCUUGGUGGUGGUGAUGUUCUGCAUGGUGGCUUGUGUCCCCAAGGCCGAGGCAGCUGUGACAUGCGGUCAGAUGGUGAGUGACCUGACUCCAUGCAUUUCCUACGUGAAGACCGGCGGGGCAUUGGCCCCCGCUUGUUGCAACGGGGUCAGGACCCUCUUCACCCUGGCUCAAACCAACCCUGACCGCCAAAGUGUCUGCAACUGCUUGAAGCAAGCAAUCAAUGGCAUCCCUUACACCAAUACCAACGCUGGCCUUGCUGCUGGCCUUCCUGCCAAGUGUAGUGUCAACAUUCCGUACAAGAUCAGCCCCUCUACAGACUGCAAAAGUGUGAAGUGAUCAGAGCUUUGUGAAGAAAGACCAGCAGCUUAAUUUCUUAUAUCUAUAUAUAUAAAGCCAGAAGGCAAAAACGGUGAAACAUUCAUAAAUCCAAAAUUAACCCUUUAAUCUAUAUAUAUAAAGCCAGGCAAAAACGGUGAAACAUUCAUAAAUCCAAAAUUAACCCUUUAAUUACAGUUAUGAGAAAAACAAAAAAUAUAAAAAAAAAAAAAGGGAUAAAAUGGUAAAAACGUGGGGUAGGAGAGAAAAACAAAGGACACAAAUUAGACGUGCAGAGAGUGGGAAACUGUAUUUGAAACAGUUGUUGUAGUAGUCCCACUCCAACUUCCCCGUCCUUGCGCUCCAACUUCUUCCCGUUCCUCCUCCACUCUCUCUCUAUGGGUCUUACUCCUCCAUACAAAAACCGAAUCGUUGCCUAAAGUAAUGGAGUCCAUCCCAUCGUCGCCAAAUCCCAUCAUCUUCUCUAACCAGUAGUUAUGUUGGAGAGACCUCGACGUUGCUGCGAAGGUACCGCAAUGGGUGCCAUCAUCCUUUAUUUCCAAUCUGGUCUCGAGAUCGGUAAUCGCCAAUUAAUUUUUGAAUUUUUUCUUGAUAAUUGUCAAAUUAGCUCGAAAUUACCAUGAAGAUCCAAUUAAUUUCUGAAUUCUUCCUUGAUAAUUGUCGAAUUAAUUUGAACUUGCCUAGAGAGAGGAAGAAGAUGAAGAUAGUGACGUACAACAUGAACGGGCUCAAAUUGCUGAAUUUAUAGGAUCGGCUUACAGGAAACCAAACUGAGUGGCGGGAAUUGACCGCCGCCCUGGUCAUGGCAAAAGGCUACAAGUCAUUCUCCUAUAGCCGCACCUCUGAAAGAGGUUGUACCGGGCACUCUAGGUAAGUGUUUGUUGAAAUGCCUCAACCACCCACACCACACUCUUCAAAUGUUGCACCUUUAGUUUCAAAUUUUGAUUCUUUUUUUUUUGCAUAAAAUGUGGUUUGGUCCAACGU